AAAGCGGGCCGGGAAAACUUCCACCGGACGCCACGCCACACAACGCUCCCAACCUCUCUCUUCUUCUUCCUCUUCCUCGAUCCACCCACGCGGCGGCCGGCGGCAUGGCGGACCAGCUCACCGACGACCAGAUCGCCGAGUUCAAGGAGGCCUUCAGCCUCUUCGACAAGGACGGAGACGGUUGCAUCACAACCAAGGAGUUGGGAACUGUCAUGCGUUCGCUUGGCCAGAACCCAACGGAGGCUGAGCUCCAGGACAUGAUCAAUGAGGUUGAUGCUGAUGGCAACGGCACCAUUGAUUUUCCAGAGUUUCUCAACCUGAUGGCUCGCAAGAUGAAGGACACUGACUCAGAGGAAGAGCUCAAGGAGGCCUUCAGGGUGUUCGACAAGGAUCAAAAUGGCUUCAUCUCUGCUGCUGAGCUCCGUCAUGUCAUGACGAAUCUCGGCGAGAAGCUAACUGACGAGGAGGUGGACGAGAUGAUCCGUGAAGCUGAUGUUGAUGGUGAUGGCCAGAUCAACUACGAGGAGUUUGUCAAGGUCAUGAUGAGAGAUUUGUCUGUCUGUGCUGCUGGGCCAGAAAUUGUAUGCUGUGCUUAGGGUAGAGUAGAGCACAUGGAGGAGGAGAAGAAAUUUAAGGUUCUCUGCCUGCAUGGCUUCAGGACGAGUGGGAGUUUCUUGAAGAAGCAGAUCAGCAAAUGGCAUCCUUCCAUCUUGCAUCUGUUUGAAAUGGUCUUCCCUGAUGGUAUCUUCCCAGCUGGAGGGAAGUCAGACAUAGAGGGCAUAUUUCCCCCACCAUACUUUGAGUGGUUUCAGUUUGACAAGGAAUUCACCAAAUAUACAAAUCUGGAAGAGUGUAUUUCAUAUCUUUGCGAUUACAUGGUGAAAAAUGGACCUUUCGAUGGCCUGCUUGGAUUCUCCCAGGGUGCGACACUUUCAGCCCUUUUGAUAGGCUACCAGGCACAGGGCAAGGUGCUGAAUGAUCAUCCACCAAUUAAAUUCAUGGUGUCAGUAUCUGGGAGCAAGUUCAGGGACCCAAGCAUCUGCAAUGUGGCCUACAAGGAGCUGAUCAAGGCGAGAUCUGUCCAUUUCAUUGGAGAUAAAGACUGGCUCAAACUACCUUCCGAGGAGCUAGCCGCUGCCUUUGCCGGCCCUCUCAUCAUAAGGCAUCCCCAGGGUCACACUGUCCCUAGGCUUGAUGAGGAAUCCGUGAAGCAACUUUCUGAAUGGAGCUCAAGCAUCCUGGAAGACCUCAAGAAUUCAGACAAUCCUCAGGACUCGAAGUCAGAGAAUUCAUCCGAUAAGGAUGAUGUUGGCGUGGAGUCAGCAGAAAACCUGAUGAAACAAGUUGCAGCUUGAGGCAGUAGCAGUAGGUGAAAAUAUGCUGGUUGAGUUGUGGGGGUGUGUGGAGUCUGUUGCUUGAUUUGUUUUAUCCAGAAUACUUGAUGAACUUGUUCAUCCAAAUCUGCUGCCAGUGCGUCUCAUUGAGAUAAUUGAAUAAAUCAGUCUUGUCUGAAUCA
Brachypodium distachyon (stiff brome) is the source of this 1516-nucleotide messenger RNA. Its product is annotated as family of serine hydrolases 3. Lineage: Eukaryota; Viridiplantae; Streptophyta; Magnoliopsida; Poales; Poaceae. The transcript has 9 exons. Gene Ontology annotation, molecular function: calcium ion binding. The record is from RefSeq and is a predicted model, not a curated record.